Phalaenopsis equestris is the source of this 1024-nucleotide messenger RNA. Its product is annotated as probable LRR receptor-like serine/threonine-protein kinase At1g06840. The transcript has 4 exons. The record is from RefSeq and is a predicted model, not a curated record. Bases 608 to 1024 code for a protein of 138 amino acids. NCBI's taxonomy places the organism in Eukaryota, Viridiplantae, Streptophyta, Magnoliopsida, Asparagales, Orchidaceae.
CCCGUUCAUCAAGUGCACUGCCCUAGCGGGUCUUCCCUUAUCUCCUCGGCUAUCCCAGCUCUUCCCCGUCCCCACUCCUUCACAACAAUGGCAGGCUUACCCCUUCGACGCUUAAACUACCAAGCGCGAACCCUCUUGGCGCCAUAUCUUGCUUGUGUGAGGCCCGUCUCAUCUUCUGCUUCAGUCGACAAGCUUCAGGCGUUAGCCCUGCUUGCCGCACUAAGUGGCGGGUUCUCCUCUUCAAGCUUUGUAAGCAAGCAACAGGAGAUCCCUUCUUUGCACACACCUCAUCCCAAGUUGCAGAAGCUAAGCUCCUGCCUCUCUAAAGCAUUUCCCCAUAGGAGCAACAGUGUCUGCUCAGCUCCAUUUCUUGUACACUGGCCUCCAUGUCUGGCCACCGCUGCCGACCUCGCGUUAUCCGCGUUCCAGCUACUGUUGCAGCCUGUCAACAUCUGGGCCACCACUUAUGUAACUUGACCAAGCCACCCGUCGGGCCUCGACGGCCAGCACCUCCUCCUCCUCCUCAUCUCAUAAAAAUUUGACGUCUCAUCCAAGCAUCCUUCCUGAAGGCAGAUAAAAAAAAAAUUGAGUUUUUCUACAAGGUUGCAUGUUGCUAUGGGUUCUGCUAGAUGUAUCCUAUAUUUGGCUACAGAAGCAGAUCCCCCUAUUUUCCACAGAGAUAUCAAAGCAAACAAUAUGCUGUUGGACUCAAAAGUUUGUUACCGAGAUUGCUGAUUUUGGUUUACGACUUACACCAUUGCAAGAUCUUGAAGGGAGCAUGAUGGGGCAUGUGCCAGCAGUGGUGAUGGGAGCUCCGGGUUAUGUUGAUCAAGGGUACUUUUUAGCUCUUAAACUUAAGGAAAAAAGAGAUGUUUAUAGCCUUGGAGUUGUGUUUCUGGGGCUAUUAACUAGCAGCUGCCAAUCUCAACCGGCUAAAACACAGUUCGCGAGGUCAGCAAUUGAACUCAAUGGAAUCCAGCAACCUACAGUUGGAAUUGAACAUGACAGGCAAGUUAUCCCGUGA